UUUUAUCGUUUAUUGAAACUGUUUCAGAAAUACAAUGGUGCCGUUAGACUUGCAAUCUGUUCAAAGGUUGACAAGAGACAUGAGUGAUCUCGAAGUGCGUGAACAACUAGAUUCUAGAGAACUUGAUCAACUGCUGCAGGAGCUAGAGAACACAGAUUCGGAAACUCAACUAGAAUGUUUACGAGGGUUGAGAAUGAGUGUGGCAGGGGUGAGGAAGAAUGCUCAAUAUGUUCUAGAUAAACUCUCAUCAGAUACAAAACUUCAGGAUUUGGUCUGUUUGUUUUUCUCUGGAACCGGUUUAUCCCUGCGGAUAUAUCUGCAAAUGCUGGCGAAUUGUAUUAACCAGGAGGUGAUUAUUCAGGAAUGUUUAAAGGAGUCAAUACUAGAGAUAUCAAGUUCUAUUUACAGUAAUUCAAAAGAUGAGAAAUCCAGCAAUGUGUUGUCCUCUAUCCUUCUAAGCCUGAUGAAGAAAGAAGAAAAUCUGGAGAAAUAUUUACAAUUUAUUGAUCCAUGGAUCCAUCUUAUAUCAGGAGAGGAAGUUGAAUUCUCUGCCCUGUGUAUAAAACAUAUUGUGUUAAAGCAUCGUCUUGUGGAAUUAGAGAGCUUAAAGAGACAAGCUCUUCUACCCAUUCUCAUAGAUCUAGAAAUCCUUCCUGAGCUAGAUAUAGACUCUGUAUCCAGUAUUGUUCAAGAUUUUACAUUCCUCACGGACAAAAUUCUCACUACUAAUAUCGGAAGUGUAGAGGAUCUUGAACCUGAAAUUAUUAUGAAUUUGCUUGAAAUUAUUCAAAGUGCAGCUGCUAUCACAAUUCAUCAGUCAAGAUUGCAAGGAAUGCAGAGUUUACUGCUGAACACAUUAUACCUGCUGAGGAUGGUCCAUGAGGCCGGGAAGAACGGGGUCGAGGAUUUUAAACCAAUUGGAAAAUUAUCUGAACUGUCAGAACUACAGAAGAAAACCCCUGGAUCAGAAGAUGAUCUGGAAUCUAAUCCAGUUUUUGGAUUCAAGGAAACAGGAUAACAUCAUAUAAUCUACCCAUAAAUUGGGCUUGUCUGUUUGUUUGUGUCAAAUAAAUGUUAAAACGGCUGAA
Molecule: messenger RNA, 1088 nt
Organism: Eurytemora carolleeae
Lineage: Eukaryota; Metazoa; Arthropoda; Copepoda; Calanoida; Temoridae
Exons: 11
Coding region: 35-1018 (327 amino acids)
Source: RefSeq, a predicted model, not a curated record